AUGAGUAGUUCAUUACUCUUCUCAGACAGUCUUCAUCGACUAUCAAUGCCAACAAAUUAUAUUACUAUUCAAAAUUAUGAAGAGGCUGUUUCAAUUCUUAAAUCUGUCAGAAAAUACAUGAAAUUCCAUGUAUUUGGUGUACUUAUUGAUUUUUUAAAUCAAAACGACAAGUGUUUGCGCGAAUCUACAGAAGAAAUCAAAAAACUUCAAACAGAAAUCAAAACUUUACAAAACCAAAUACAAAAUGCAGCCAAAGCAACUGCAAUUAAUGAAUCUCACAACUAUCCUAAAGAUUAUUUAACCAAAAUCUCAUCACUUAAGGAAACUAAAGGUUUUGAUAGUGUUUACCAACUCUUUGAAGAACUUUCUUCAAAUGGCAAUCAAGAAAUGAUUUCAAAGGCUGGUAAAGAAGGACUUUGGAGUUUGGACUAA
Trichomonas vaginalis G3 is the source of this 432-nucleotide messenger RNA. Its product is annotated as protein ubiquitination. The record is from RefSeq and is a predicted model, not a curated record. Bases 1 to 432 code for a protein of 143 amino acids. The transcript has a single exon. NCBI's taxonomy places the organism in Eukaryota, Parabasalia, Trichomonadida, Trichomonadidae.